AUGGAGAGACCCUUGGAGCUGGGCAACAUGACCAGAGUCCAAGAGUUUGUCUUGCUGGGUUUGUCCACACGGCCAGACAUAAGGGAUGUCCUGUUUGCCAUUUUCCUGACGCUCUACCUGCUGACCCUCUUGGAGAACACACUCAUCAUCUACCUCAUCUGCACUCACAGUGAGCUCCACAAGCCCAUGUACUGCUUCCUGGGCAACCUGAGCUGCCUGGAGAUGUGCUACGUGUCAGUGACCAUGCCCAGCCUGCUUGUGGGGCUGUGGACUGAAGUCUGCCAUGUGUCCUUCACAGCCUGUAUGACCCAACUCUUCUUCUUCAUCUCCCUCAUCUGUACCGAGUGCACCCUCCUGGCCUCCAUGGCCUAUGACCGCUACGUGGCCAUCUGCCGCCCACUCCACUACCCACUGCUCAUGAGGCCCCAGGUCUGCCUGGGCUUGGCCGUGUCCUCAUGGCUUAGUGGGCUGCUGGUCUCAGUGGUGAAGACAUCGUGCAUUGCUAGCCUGUCCUACUGCGGCCCCAAUGUGCUCAACCACUUCUUCUGUGAUGUCUCCCCUCUGCUCAACCUGUCCUGCACCCACGUGGCCCUGACAGAGCUGGUGGACUUCAUCUCUGCCAUUGUCAUCCUCUGGGGUUCUCUCCUCGUGGCCAUAGCCUCGUACACGGCCAUCGGUAGGGCCGUGCUCUGUAUGUCAUCGGCCGCUGCCCGCUACAAAGCUUUCUCCACCUGCACCUCCCACCUGGUAGUGGUGGGCAUCUUCUACUCAGCCACUAUCUUCAUCUACGCCCGUCCCAGUCGCAUAGAAGCCACGGAUCUCAACAAGGUGUUGUCUGUCAUUUACACAGUGGUCACGCCCAUGUGCAAUCCUAUCAUCUACUGCCUGCGGAACAAGGAAGUCCAGGCAGCUUUGCAUAGAACCCUGCACUGGUCCAGAGGCUGA
This is a messenger RNA of Rhinolophus ferrumequinum (greater horseshoe bat), 945 nucleotides long. Its product is annotated as olfactory receptor 5. The transcript has a single exon. Gene Ontology annotation, molecular function: G protein-coupled receptor activity; olfactory receptor activity. Gene Ontology annotation, biological process: G protein-coupled receptor signaling pathway. Gene Ontology annotation, cellular component: membrane. Lineage: Eukaryota; Metazoa; Chordata; Mammalia; Chiroptera; Rhinolophidae. The coding region runs from base 1 to 945 and encodes 314 amino acids. The record is from RefSeq and is a predicted model, not a curated record.